AUGAUUUACAUUCCGACUCCCAGCAGUCUAGAUUUCGAAUAUAUGGUAUAUGCCUUGGCUGAAAUUUCUGUCGCCUUGGAUCUGCCGAUGUAUGAAAUGGAAGUCGUAAACUAUAUCAGAUCUACUUUCACUACAGCCGAGGUUAUCAAAGCACUUGAACUUUUAGAACCCAAGGCUUCUGAAAUCACAGGACCUAAGGUAAUGGAAGCUCCAUAUGUGAAAAUAAAGAAAGUGGCUCCAAACUCAUGGGAAGUAACAUUAGCAGGAAACCAGCAUAUCCUCCUUGACAUCUUGACUAUGCUUCAUAAACUUGACCAAAACGCUCCCGAAUCGUUCCAGAAAGUUACCAAAGGAGUUCCACUAAAGGAUUGGGUUCCCUGUGAUUCACUGCCUUACACUUCCCUUCUACAGCUGACUCCUCCUGAAUCAUUGAGAGAUAUACUACCAGAGCCAGAACCUGGGUGGGGGAGACCACAGACAUCAAAUGAGAUUAUAGAAGGAAUUCAAUUGCCCAAAAACAAAGUUACUUAUAUCAUUGGAACUGCCGGGAACCGGAUCGCUCAAAUAAGGUUUCAGUCGGGCUGCGAUAUCAGUAUCCCGCCUAUUCCCCUGGCGAAACUCAUGCAGAUGAGAGGCUUACCAGGAAACGAAGUUUAUCAACAGGUUAUUUUCAGAGGCACGCUUUCACAAGUUACUGAAGCUAAGUCGUUGAUAAGAAGGCUACUAAUGGAUUACAACUGA
Molecule: messenger RNA, 741 nt
Organism: Candidozyma haemuli
Lineage: Eukaryota; Fungi; Ascomycota; Pichiomycetes; Serinales; Metschnikowiaceae
Product: KH domain-containing protein
Exons: 1
Coding region: 1-741 (246 amino acids)
Molecular function (GO): RNA binding
Source: RefSeq, a predicted model, not a curated record